This is a messenger RNA of Pristis pectinata (smalltooth sawfish), 2168 nucleotides long. Its product is annotated as RNA-binding protein with multiple splicing 2. Gene Ontology annotation, biological process: negative regulation of smooth muscle cell differentiation. Lineage: Eukaryota; Metazoa; Chordata; Chondrichthyes; Rhinopristiformes; Pristidae. The coding region runs from base 618 to 1205 and encodes 195 amino acids. The transcript is spliced from 8 exons. The record is from RefSeq and is a predicted model, not a curated record. Gene Ontology annotation, molecular function: protein homodimerization activity; mRNA binding.
CUUCUUCGCUCGGUGUAUAUACAAGACACUCAAUCACCAAACACAUCAAAGUUAACUUUUAAAAAAAAGAGGGCUACGGAGCGGUCUGAUUGGCGCCGGGUUUCCAAUGGAGACCAUGACGCAGGCGGUUUGGAUGGUCUCCCAGCUGAACUAGAUUGUUACAUUAAAUUCCGGCCAGUUUCCUCGUUGGUGAUCAAAUUGGAGAGGAGUUUCGCUGGGUUAGGAACUGACCGCCCGUCCUUUGACCAAUUCUGCUCCUAAUUGAUAACAAACACGUGAACAGCAUUGAUGGGAAGAAAAGGGUGGGAUUAAAGGGACACUGUUCUGCUCCUUCACCUUCACGGCGCACAUCCAUGCACUUGGAACACCUUUAGGGGGGGUUUUUUGUUGUCUUUUGUGGUGUAUGGUCUAUCUGUCCAAUCAAGCAAAUUCAACUCUUCUCCAACACCGACCACGGCUUGCCGCGCUACUGUCUGUUACCCUGGCACCGGCUCUGACCUCGGACACCACCGACCCCAGUUAAUUUUUUUGCUUUGCUUUUUUUGGGGGAGAACCGUCUCCUAUCGUUCCUGGAGACCACGACGGAGAACCGGCAACCUCCAGAGGAAAGUUUCAGCAUGAGUACGAAAGCUGAUGACCACAACAACAAUAACGAGGAAGAGGUCCGCACACUUUUUGUCAGUGGUCUUCCCAUGGAUAUUAAACCACGAGAGUUGUACCUUCUUUUUCGACCUUUUAAGGGGUAUGAAGGGUCACUGAUCAAACUCACCUCAAAACAGCCAGUUGGUUUUGUAACAUUUGACAGUCGAGCUGGAGCUGAAGCAGCAAAAAAUGCAUUAAAUGGUAUUCGAUUUGAUCCUGAAAAUCCUCAAACUCUCAGGUUGGAAUUUGCGAAGGCUAACACGAAGAUGGCCAAAAGCAAGCUAAUGGCUACACCCAACCCCACAAACAUGCACCCUGCCUUGGGAGCGCACUUCAUUGCACGGGACCCCUAUGACCUUGCAGGAACAGCACUCAUCCCUGCAUCUCCAGAGGCCUGGGCUCCCUAUCCACUGUACACAACAGAACUGACCCCUGCCAUCCCACAUGCUGCGUUUACCUACCCCGCUGCUGCUGCUGCAGCUGCUGCACUUCACGCUCAGAUGCGUUGGUAUCCUCCAUCUGAAGCUUCUCCACAAGGAUGGAAGUCUCGUCAGUUUUGUUAAGUAUUUAACUACCCCAAUUCAACAAUUAACAUUUCUCCAUGGAGUGAUUAUGCAAGGACAGACUGGAUUUUGUUUUGGGGGUCGUUGGUUGAAGGAGAUCUUGAACAACUGCUUCACUUCCUCUGCACUGGAGCAGUCACUGGCCUGUGGAUUAAAGAACUUUUGAACUUUCAAGUGGGAGGACCUGUAAACUGGCAGUCUGAUCAAUCCAUCCGGUGCAAGGACCAACUGUAAAAUGGCACCAUUGCUGUGAAACUUCAAAAUUUAAGGUUGACAUUGAUGGAACUGAAGUACAAAGACCAGCAUGGAAUGCUGGUGCUCUUAUAAAAUGUUUCUUUUCAUAAAUGCCUCCAUCUGGUUCUUCUACCUCCAUCCCUGCCCCUCCUCCCCACCUCUCCACAUUCCUAUUGAUCAGGACUAUCCAAUGUAUGAAGAUGGCUCAAAGAAGUGCAAUUAUCCUCCCAAUCUGUGGUGCUCUUCUGAGAAGGAGCCUUGUCGACAUUGCCAUUGGAAGACUUGUUUUUUUUGGGAUGUCUGCCUGUAUGUUGAAGUUCUCACAGCCUCUGUUUUAGUGCCCUGGCUAGUUAACUUGCCUCCUCUGGAGAACCCAUCUUGCCAAAUAUCAGCUGUUCUUGUUAAAAGUAUUUUGAACAAUAUUGAGUACAAGUAUUUUUGUACUGGUGUAAUGAAGAAUAUUUAUGCAUCAAGGACUUUUUGUGCAAUUAAAAUUGUAAUCUGUAUUAUAACUUAAUGUUAGUUCAGUUGAGUUUGGAAAUGCUGAAUAUAGCCUGUAAUGGUAGUUUAAAAGUGCAAUUGUAUUGUGUUUUUUGCUUAUUUUGCUGUUAAGUACUUAAAGUAUUAGGAGUGUGGUUGCAAUGCUUGUACAAGGACUGCAAGACUUUGAGAUGCAAGUUGCUGAUCCUUUAGAAUGUGAAACUGGAUUAUAAAAGACGAUGUUAAAUA